Cladophialophora bantiana CBS 173.52 is the source of this 183-nucleotide messenger RNA. RefSeq lists its product as uncharacterized. The transcript has a single exon. Bases 1 to 183 code for a protein of 60 amino acids. The record is from RefSeq and is a predicted model, not a curated record. Lineage: Eukaryota; Fungi; Ascomycota; Eurotiomycetes; Chaetothyriales; Herpotrichiellaceae.
AUGACAGCCAGCGUGGUGCUGGAAAUUGUGAUCAAAUACCCGGAUGGUUUUGUCUGCUACUUUUUCUGCAGCCACGACGACGCGGAAUCGAUCAAGGCGAGAACCAUUAUUGGUAGCCUCGCAAGGCAACUCUUGAGCUUCCUCAACCCUGACGCGUUUGACAACAUUUACGUGAUCGAAUAG